Messenger RNA from Nerophis ophidion (straightnose pipefish), 3476 nucleotides. RefSeq names its product methylenetetrahydrofolate dehydrogenase (NADP+ dependent) 1b (gene mthfd1b). NCBI's taxonomy places the organism in Eukaryota, Metazoa, Chordata, Actinopteri, Syngnathiformes, Syngnathidae. The record is from RefSeq and is a predicted model, not a curated record. Gene Ontology annotation, biological process: tetrahydrofolate interconversion. Gene Ontology annotation, cellular component: cytosol. Gene Ontology annotation, molecular function: methylenetetrahydrofolate dehydrogenase (NADP+) activity; formate-tetrahydrofolate ligase activity; methenyltetrahydrofolate cyclohydrolase activity. The transcript has 28 exons. The coding region runs from base 122 to 2926 and encodes 934 amino acids.
CGCCUUGCGUCAUUUCCGUCACUUCUCGCCAGAGUAAAGUUUUAAGGAGAGCUGUUUUGGCGGCGAGUGAGGACUAGAACAACUACUGUGCUACAUUCGAACGGACUGUCAGCCCGCCAAGAUGCCAGCUCAAGUCAUAAGUGGGAAGGAUGUGUCGGCGCAGGUGAGGGAAAGCCUCAAGAAUGAUGUAGACCAAAUGAAGCUUCAGAAUCCCAACUUUCAACCUGGUCUGGUCAUUUUACAGGUUGGGGAUCGUGAUGACUCAAAUCUCUACAUUGGCAUGAAACUGAAGGCUGCAGCUGAGAUUGGAAUACAUGCCACACACUUGAAACUUCCCAACACUGCAACUGAAGAAGAGAUUCUUCACAGUAUUUCAGAGGUGAAUGAAAACUCUGCGGUCCACGGCCUCAUUGUCCAGUUGCCUUUAGACUCGGUCCACAAGAUCAACACAGAGAGGGUGACUAACGCUGUGGCACCCGAAAAGGAUGUAGACGGGCUUACAAGUAUAAACGCAGGAAAGCUUUCGCGUGGAGACCUGAGUGACUGCUUCAUUCCCUGCACUCCAAAUGGCUGCAUGGAAUUGAUCAGACGGACUGGUGUCUCUGUGGCGGGGAAGCGAGCGGUUGUGAUUGGUCGUAGCAAAAUUGUGGGGGCGCCAAUGCAUGACCUACUGCUGUGGAACCAUGCCACUGUCACCACUUGUCACUCCAAAACAAUGGAACUGGCUGAGGAGGUUGGCAAAGCAGAUAUUCUUGUUGUGGGCAUCGGAAAAGCAGAGAUGGUGAAAGGGGAAUGGAUCAAGAAAGGAGCAGUGGUCAUAGACUGUGGCAUUAACCUUAUUUCAGAUGAGAGCAAACCCAGCGGCAAGCGAGUUGUGGGAGACGUUCAUUACAACUCAGCUAAGGAGCAUGCAAGCUUCAUCACGCCGGUGCCUGGAGGAGUGGGGCCCAUGACAGUUGCCAUGCUGAUGGGGAAUACAGUACUGAGUGCAAAGCGUUUCUUGGAGAGCCAUCAACCAGGUCAAUGGAGUAUUUCCAACACCAAACUCAACAUCCAAAAGCCUGUGCCAAGCGACAUUAUGAUUUCUCGCUCCUGUGUACCUAAGCCUAUUGACCGCCUGGCAAAGGAAGUAGGCCUGCUUUCAGAUGAGCUGGAGCUUUAUGGCAAAACCAAGGCCAAAGUUCAACUGAGUAUAAUCAAGCGGCUGCAGGCACAGCCAGACGGCAAAUAUGUCGUGGUCACUGGUAUUACACCAACUCCACUGGGGGAGGGAAAGAGCACCACAACCAUCGGCCUGGUCCAAGCAAUGGGGGCCCACAUGAAGCUCAAUGUUUUUGCUAACGUCCGCCAGCCUUCACAGGGACCCACGUUUGGCAUUAAAGGUGGUGCUGCAGGAGGUGGAUAUUCUCAAGUCAUACCGAUGGAAGAGUUCAACCUCCAUCUCACGGGAGACAUCCACGCCAUCACAGCGGCCAACAACUUGGUGGCUGCUGCCAUCGAUGCCCGCAUGUUCCAUGAGUCAACACAAACUGACAAGGCUCUAUACAAUCGCUUGGUCCCACUUAGUGGAGGACAGAGGAAGUUCUCCCCUGUUCAGAUCAACAGACUAAAAAAACUGGGAAUUGACAAAACCGAUCCCACCACCUUGACCGAGGAGGAGAUCACCCGCUUUGCCCGUUUAGAUAUUGAGCCGAGCUCAGUGACGUGGCAGAGAGUUCUGGAUACUAACGAUCGAUUCCUCCGGAAGAUCACAAUUGGACAGUCGCCUACUGAAAAAGGCUUCACAAGAGAGGCUCAGUUUGACAUCACAGUGGCCAGUGAAAUCAUGGCUGUGCUUGCCCUCACAAGCAGCUUGGAGGACAUGCGUCAGCGACUGGCCAAAAUGGUGGUGGCAACCAGCCGCGGCGGACAACCUAUCACCACAGAAGAUCUGGGUGUGUGUGGUGCACUGACUGUGCUAAUGAAAGAUGCCAUCAAGCCAAAUCUGAUGCAGACUUUGGAGGGAAACCCUGUGUUUGUCCACGCUGGCCCCUUUGCCAACAUCGCCCACGGCAAUUCCUCCAUCCUGGCUGAUAAAAUUGCUUUGAAGCUGGUUGGACAACAGGGCUUUGUGGUGACAGAGGCUGGCUUUGGCGCCGACAUCGGGAUGGAAAAGUUCUUUAACAUCAAGUGCCGAUACUCUGGCCUGAGGCCCCAUGUCGUGGUCUUGGUGGCCACUGUCCGAGCCCUCAAGAUGCACGGCGGAGGACCCACGGUCACUGCUGGAAUGCCGCUACCGAAGGAAUACAUUGAGGAGAACCUUGAACUGUUGGAGCAAGGUUGUAGCAACAUGAGAAAGCAGAUAGAGAAUGCAAAACACUUUGGAGUCCCUGUGGUGGUGGCUGUCAAUGCCUUCAAGACAGACACUGAUGCUGAGCUGGACCUUGUAUGCAACAUGGCCAAAAGUGCCGGAGCAUUUGACGCUGUGCAUUGCAGCCAUUGGGCUGAGGGUGGAGCAGGCGCUCUUGCUCUUGGACAGGCUGUCCAGAAAGCCUCUGAAGUUCCAAGCAAGUUCAAGUUCCUCUAUGACUUGGAGCUCCCUAUCGCGGAAAAGAUCCGAAUAAUCGCCCAGAAGAUCUAUGGAGCAGAUGAUAUUGAACUUCUUCCAGAGGCACAACGCAAAGUGGAGCUCUACACCAAACAGGGUUUUGGCAACCUCCCAAUCUGCAUGGCCAAGACCCACCUGUCGCUGUCCCAUGAGGCAGACAAGAAGGGUGUGCCUACCGGCUUCGUUGUGCCAAUCAGGGACAUCCGAGCCAGCGUUGGCGCCGGCUUUCUCUUCCCGCUGGUCGGCACUAUGCCCACAAUCCCUGGAUUGCCCACCAGACCUUGCUUCUAUGACAUUGACUUGGAUCCUGAGACUGAACAAGUCAAUGGACUCUUCUAAACUUCUGCACUGGAUGUUGGUAAGGUGGUCCAUUGCUGUCUGCCAAAUGAGUCUUAAUGGCAAUAACUGAAGGCACCUUCAGCUACAUGUCUGUAAAUAACAAUGUUGCCUUGCGACUAAUUUCUUAAAGAGCCCAAUCACUUAACUUAAAUUGGUAAUUCAUAAUUUACUUUUAAAUGCUGGGAAAUUCUACUCUUUGUACAACAAACAAUAUAAUUUGUCUUUAUAGCAUUGAGUCUGUAUGACAAACAUUCCAUAUCAUUUCAAAGAAACACAACUAUAUGUUGAUUGAUUUUGAAUUAUCAUCAACAGGAAUGAAGUAUUUUUUACAUUGUAUAACAGUGCCUAAAACUGAUGAAUGAGAUAAUUCUGCACUAAUAAAACAUUUUAUUAAAAUGGUGGUAGAUAACCCAAAAUAAAUAUAUGUUUUACACCAUAUACCACCAAUAAGAAUAAAAAAAAACACAUGUAUUAUUAGGCAUGACACAAAAAAUUCAAUUCAAUUAAAUAAAAAAAAAGUAGUUGGUGAAAUGUGCGCUACAGUACACAA